AUGGAUGGUAAGAAGGCGAAGAAGAGGACCAUUGAAGAGGUAGAAAGCAGAGGAAGAACACAACAAAAAGAAGACAACAAGGACAGUGACAUCAGGAAAGAGCUACUGGUGAAGAAAAGGAAGAAAGAAGAACAUAAAGAUGAAGAAGGAAAACAACGCGCAAGUGAAGAGGAAAUUAAUGAAGAAAUCAGCGACUCUCCAGAAGAUCCAGAAGAUCCAGGUCCAUCUUUGGAUUCAUCUCUUUCGCUGGAGAGAUUUACAUUCCACCGACUGCUUGGCAAGGGUGGCUAUGGAAAGGUACGCAAUUUGUGAAAUGUCCAUUUACACAGCAGAUAUGAUUUUUUUUACAAAAGAAACAGAAUGUUUUUGGGGUGAUGUUAUUGAACACAUUAUUGAUUAAUAUAAUUCUCAAUAAUUGGUCAUAGGAUGUAAGAGUACACCCUUGUCAAAUCAUUUAAAGAUUUAUAUUUGAAAGUUUAAACAUGUGAUUUGUCUCUGAUUGAGGUCACUUAGUUUCAUCUAUUGCUGGUUUUAACUUGAAAAUAUAUUCUGUUUGCUCACCUGUAACAUUGAACUUUAUGUCAAUUUAUUUUAACAUCAAUGAGAAAAUUUACUGAAAAAUUAGAUUCAGAGAUGGUUAUAAAACCUAUUCUGUUGUUUAGAUAGGGUUAGGUGAGUAAUAACAGCAUAACCCUGUGUAACAUUACAAAUUGGACUAGCACUGGUAUAAUUAAGACCAGACCUGCCCCCCAUUCUUUCAUUUAUUGUUAUUUUUUUGUUACACUUUUUUAUUUUUAGCACAUUUUUUUAUCCAUUAUUACUUUGUGCAAAUUCUUUAACUAUUUUUCUAAUAAAAUUGUAUUUAAAAUAUCUUCUAUUUAAGAAUGAUAUUUUAAUUGGUUGUAAUCUCAGUGACAUCUGCUUCCCCCCACUUUUCAAGUCGGAGGUCCCACCUUCCCAUUUUGUAUCUAAUUUAUUUUAAGAUUAGUUCUAUGGGCAAUGCACAGUAUUGAAAAUCAAACAAGGUUAUUAUUAUUAUUAUUAUUAUUAUUAUUGGCAUUUAUAUAGCGCCAACUAAUUCCGCAGCGCUUGACAAUAUUAUGAAAAGGGGGGAAAUGUACAAUAAAUGAGACAAUUACACAGUAACACAGGAACAAUAGAUAGAUGAGGGUUAAUUCACUAAACAGUUUUUAAUGUGAUGAAUUAUAAAAAUUAGCCUAAAGUAGACCUUAACCCAUUUUAGCACAAAUAAUAUUGCCUUCUCAAUUCCCAUCAACAUACUUUUUGGUGAAUAAAUUCCAUAUUCCAUAUUUCUUACAUGUUCCUCUGUUGGAUAUUUAAUUGUCAUUUAGUUAGUAGUACUGGAAAUUGAUAGUGUUUGUUGUGAUUUUUCACUGUAAUUAUGGCCAGUUUAAUCCACUCCAACUGUCACUACAAUUGCUACUUCCUGGUCACAUGACCUGAUAGGAAUGAUGGACAUUCUCAAAGCUUUACUAGGAUAGCGAGAGAUACAUUUCUACUAAAUGUCAAUGGAAACUGUAUCACAGUCUAUUGUUAUGAAAACUGAAUUAUUUCUACUUAAGAAAACAUAUACAAUGCUUAUGUUUCAUGGAUUGUAUAAAUAGAAGUGCGAUAGAGGAUCUUUUCACAUUUUGAAGAUUUAAUAAAGCUUUAUAGAAUAUACUUCCUUACAUACUACAAUACACAGGAAGUUACUGUGUUAAUUAUGUAAUUGUACAAUGGGUCACCCAGUUAAUACUGUAUCAUGUAAAUCAUUUCGGUCUCUGUUAAGAACCAAUGCACUGGAUUCUCUUUUUGUUUGUGCUAUUGUUUGUGCUGUUAUUUGUAUUUUUGCAGUGUAUUUUCUAAAGCUGAUGUGUGCUACUAUAAUAAAAAUAUUCUGUUCAAGUACAGCAAUAUUCUACGUGUGUGUAUAUAUAUAUAUAUAUAUAUAUAUAUAUAUAUAUAUAUAAAUUUACUUUUAAGGGAUUCUGAGGGAAGUGUGGACAAGUACGGUCAAUAGCCCACACAGCAAGGUGUUGCAAAGAAUCACCGAUGGCCCCUGACGCGCGCGUUUCGCCCACAACUCAUCAGAGGGGACUCUUUUGAAAUUUACUUUCCAUUUUUAUAUUUAGAUCUCAAUACGUUACCAAUAAGCUGUAUCUAUUUUUAAUCUCUAAUAGGUACCAUUACUUUAGUGUUGCAAUCCUCAUAUCAUAUUAUAUUGCAACCAUUUGCACAUUGAGUAUCACCACUCAUUAUUCUUUGCUAAACCUAGCUAUUUAUAUCAACUUUUAACUUAUUCAUUAAAAGUUAAUUUUUUAAAAUUUUCCUCAGGGCACUCAACUGUUCUUUUUUUGUUAUUACUACCUUGGUAGUUUAUUGUGGGUUAACCUCACUAUGAGUGUUUUCCCUAUAGCUUCCAUCCCCCUUUUUCUCUUCUAUAUAUAUAUAUAUAUUGCACUCCCUGGUCGUAUUAAUUUGCAAACUUUAUUCACCAAUGUUCAGUAACUUUACUGUAUCAUCAAUGUUUCGGUCCUCAUCCGGACUAGGACUGAAACGUUGAUGAUACUGUGAAGUUACUUAACAUUGGUUAAUAAAGUUUGCAAAUUAAGAAGACCAGUGAAUGCCCUUCUAUGAGUGAGUGGAUUUGUGAGUGGUCCGACGUCAUAAUUCGGCUCCUGGCAUCACUAAGCAGUGCGAGGGAGCUGAGCAGUAAGAGCUCAGGCAACAGCACUCCCUCGCCACAAGCCCGUAAUAGAAGCUACCGCCCGCCUUGUGGGGGGCCCAAAGGUGGACAGCCGGCCAGGUCUUGGGCCCCCCAGGACACGAGGCUAACAAGGCAGUGCCGCCCAAAGAAAAUCCCAGUGACCUAUGGUAGCGUGCCCACAGAGAGGGCUCAGCGUGCCAUCUGUGGCACGCUUGCCAUAGGUUUGCCUUCGCUGCUAUACAUUAUAAGUGGUGCCAAUGGUUUAGAUAUACCAUUAGAAUGCUAAUCUGAUACAUAAGAUUCAAUCAGCCAUAUCUGGUACAGACUUCAGUAAAUAAACAGGACAGGGAUUGGAUUUGUGCACUACUCUGUUGUGUUUUUGAUCAAGUUAGGUGUAAUGAGACCAUAGGGCAUAUUAAAGAUAGUUUAAAGGAGAAAGGCUAAAAAACAAAAUAAUAAUAUAUUUUACACGAUAUGUCUGUGAUAUAAUAACCACACAGUAGGUUUCUUAAAGGGAAACUAUAGUGCCAGGAAAUCAAAGUUGUUCUCCUGGUACCAUAGCUCCCCCCUGCCUCACAGCCCUCACCCCCGUGCUGCAGAAGGAGUUAAAUCCCUACUGUCACAAUGUCGGUGCUGGUUUGGGUUUGCCUCUGCUCCUCCCCUGCUGGCGUCAUCUGGCAGGGGAGACCUAAUGCGUAUGCACAGCAAUGGCCAUGCCUGCAUUAGUAUUUCUACCAUAGGGGGGUUAACAUGACACUGGAUGUCCUCAUUCAUAGCCUGAGGACGUCCAGCGUCAGUUAGGUGACCAAAAGUCACCUAAGGACCCGAAAGUCCCUCUAGUGGCUGUUUGGUAGACAAUCACUAGAGUUGGAGUUUACCUUCAAAGGUAAUUAUUGUAGUUUAUUAAAGAAUAAAAUAAUUACCUUUGCAGGGUCAAGGGUCCUGGAACUAUGCACCCAAAUCACUUCAAUGAGCUGAACUGGUCAGGGUGCCUAUAGUGUCCCUUUAGGUAAAUAUAGCUUGCUACAUUUAAAACAUUUGUGUCAGUUUUCCUUUAACUACAUCAUGCUAAUAGAUAUGUUAGCACACAAGGAUUGACACAAAAUUCUGAAAGCCUCUUUAUUUAUGUGUCAUCCAGGUCUUCCUGGCAUCGGAUAAAACAACGAAGAAGGUGGUGGCUUUGAAAAUAGUGAGGAAGAAAGACCUUCUCACUGAAGCCUCAGACAGGACACUCACUGAACGUCGAGUGCUGGAGAUGGCAGCCGGAAGUCCUUACCUAACCAAAGCCUAUGGAGCGUUUCAGAUCCCGGUAAUUCCUUAAUGGUCAUAAAUCAACUUUCCAUUAACAAACCAACCAGCAAUAUAUCUGCAGAUGUUUGCUUUAAAUUUUCUGUGGCAAAUUGGUUUCUAACCAAUAUAUACCAAAGAAAAAAGUUACUUGAGCACUAUGCAUAUUAUAAACUCUCUUAUAAAACCUCUUGUGUGAAUCCUACACUAAAAAUUCACCUUCCUGUCUUCAACUAACAGGUAGAAAUCUCUAAUGAGACAAAAAAAAUUAUUUUUCCAAAGCCUUUUGAGUGAUACUAAAAACUUCCAGUUAUUUAAAUGUCCACAGGGAUUUGGGAUAGUGAGCAAGUAACUUUUUUGCUUUGUGUUUUUAUUGUAUGUAUUGGGGCUGAUGUGUACCAUAGUCAUUGCUGCUGCCAGGAGUAGUGGGCGUUUAAGCACAGGACUUGAUUUUGUAUAGUUUCUAACCCAGAUAAAGAGUAGUUGGCCAAAAAAUCCAAGGGAACAGAACAGGGGGUAACCUUAAUAGAAUUGGUCGCAAAGAGAAGAAGAAGAAAUCUGUCCCUAAAAAAAUAUAUAGAUAAGGGUAAUAAUUUUAAAAUCUCAAAAAUACUUUAUUAAACAGAAAAGACUCACAUAUACUGUACAAAACAAACCCUGACAGUAGCUACCUGACUCAAAAUUGUGAGUUAAUUACAGUAGUCUACGUAAGGAACACAGAUAAAGGGAAAGGAAAGUGAGAAAUGACACACAAAAGUGAGAAAAUUCAAUUAACUGAGCUGGCACAAAUAGAUAUAUCAAUAUCUAGCUAGUAUCCUUAAUCAUAAGAUCAGCCGGAACUCAGUAUAUAAUUGUCACGUAUAUAGAGAGAGAAUAAAUUGGCACAAAGUAUCGAAAAAGCCCCUUGAAAGGUAACUACUUAGCAGUAAUAAAUAUCAAUGCAGCAGUGUUUCAGGAAUGUGUCUGAUACUCAGCUCUUUGUAUAUUCCACGCAACUAUCAAAUGACAAUGUGCACCGGUGUAUCGAGAGUGCAUUGAAUAUAUGUAGCGAUAUAAUUGAAUUGUGCGCUCAACAAGUUACCUAAGGUAACAGUGAUCAAAGGCACUUCGUUACAGUUGGUUCCUUAAACAGAGCAUCAUUUUUUUUCCCCACAGAUAUAGGAUUUAGCAAAGUACGGGAAAUGAUGUUUUAACAAGUUUUCUUUUUGCUGUUUAAGUGUUUGUGUUGUGAAGUAUAUCCCAUUGUAUUUUAUUGUCAACCAGACCCAUCUAUGCUACGUGUUGGAGUAUCUGCAUGGUGGUGAUCUUGACAGCUUCCUGAAAAGAAACAUCAGACUGGAACCUUGCAUUGCAAUGUAAGUCUUAAAAUACAAUGCUUAAAAUGGAGACCGGACGAGGAGAGGGGAAAUAUGGGUCAGAGCAAUGAGAAGAUUUAACAGGAAGAAGUAUGACAAGGCCUGAGGAAAGAGUCACAUUUAAGAAUUGUUUUGGAAAAGAGGGAUGGUAAAGGAACCCUAAAGUUUCAAAUAAAAUUCUAAUAGUUUUAAUAAUGACAAAAUCACCCAACAUAAACAUUUACAGAUUAAAAAUAUCAUUAAAGUUUAUGGAACAAUGUUAAAUAAUGUUUUUCUAUUAAAAGAACAGAAGUAUAAUUCUCAAUAUAGAGCCACUGUAUAUAUUGACAAGAGGAUUGGAAAGGAAUUAAUUUGGGUGGGAGUAAAAGGAGACAGUUACUAAUAGAGAAUAUACAGCUGCCCACCACCACGUUUUCUACUAUUAGCAUUGUUUGGUAGACAAUGGUGAAUGCCAUAGAUAAAGAAUUUAGAAAAAUUAGGAACCUCAGUGAGUCUGAAACAUAUAUACAUACAAUAAAUAUACUCUGAAUAUAAAUAUUCUACAAAAUGCUAACUCAGUAUGAAUCCAUGUUUGCGUGAUGAUGUAGAAACGUGUGGGCCCAUACACCUAAUGUUGCUAAGAAACAAGCAUACAAUGUAUAACAAAGAGUGUCGGUGUAUAAAAACAACGACAUGUAAAAAAGGAGGAAAAGGUAGAAAGAGUGAAGGCAUGUUACUGAAGUAUCUCAGCUAAAGCAUAUCUGUACAUGAGUCCAAGCAAUCAUCAAACGUAGAAGUCGAGAAUCGACAAAUAGGAGGAGAUGCAGGAGAUAGAGAACUGUGGCUGUGUGUGAUUGAAGUUUCUAAGGGUAAACAGUGAAAUCACCAUGUGUGCUGCAUGCAACCAGUGAUCAACAUGUGAAAUUAGAGCAAGGAUACCAGUGAGUUCCUACAGUGAUAGACAAUAGAGAGUGAGAAAGACAAGCUGGUGAAGAAAAAAAACUGUAAUUAGAGGCAGAUCAAAGAUAUAGAUAUACCGAGGAGCUCAAAAUAGACAAAAACUACUGCAACUGGUGCUAAAUCGAUUUAUAACAUAUAAUACUGAUUUUACACAUAGCACUAGGCAACAAUAUGAACAACAGAUAAGCACAGGCCAUUUUGCACACAACCGAACAUGUAAGAGCUAUGGAAAUGGAUGGAAAAUUGCCACAAUGAGUAACAGCAAAUAUAAAGGAAGCUAGUCAAUAAAAGGAAUAAGAAGAUGCCUGCUAUGUAUGGUAUAGAUGUCCUAACAAGAUAUACAAUUGUUAUACAGAGAAAUAUGAUGGUAGAAACAUAUUUGAAAAUAAAAAGUAUUCACCAGUAAUACUAGAAAAAGUAUAUGUGACAGUAAGAAAAGUGAAUGUAGGCAAGAGAGAGCUCUGAUUUUAUAUAUAUAUAUAGUAGAGAUUGUAGCCGUAUUAGUCCAGUGAUGUAGAUGUAAAAAACAGAUAAAAUUCUUAUCUUGUAAUACCUUUUUUAUUGGACUAACAGAAUUUUUUAAUGACAAGCUUUCGGGAGAACCUCCCUUUCUCAAGUCUGAAGCAUUUCUGAGCAAAACGACACAUAGAAUUCAAAGUUGAGUUGUGAUACAGGGGUUAAAGCGACAUGAGUGUAGAUAAGACACAGGUUUGUUAGAAAAUAGACACCAUCUUAGCAGAGGGUCAUAAAUAUCUUGUUGAAGAGAAGAGUAGGGGGGAGAGAGGGAAAAGAAAAACAAACAAGCAGACAGUGCACAGGAUGAUACACUUUAUACAUGCACACACACAGAAAUAUGUAUAUGUGAACGCAUAAACACAUGUAUAUAUACAUAAACACAUAUACAUACAUGCACAUGGACUCAUAUACACAAAUAUAAAUGCACAGUAAUAUAUAUAAGCAUUCAUGCAUACGAGUAUGGGAAAGCAUAGGUCUACACAUAGUACUUUGUAUAUAGAUAGAAUAAACAUAUAGGAAUGCAUUUUAAAGUGUUGGUACAUAUGACAGAAUAGUAAGAUAAUGCUGGGAGAGUGUUCAUGUAAAGUGUUGGUAGUGGGACAGGAAUCCCAAAUCAAUAUUUAGUCCUCUCUUCUUUCUGUUAAACCAUUUAAUCAUUCUGGCUUCAAAGGCUUUUCUUUCCUGGGUAUUUUUAAAACCCCCUUUCAGUACUUUGAUUUUUAGGUCCUUCAGUGAGUGGCCAGGCUGGGUAAAGUGGUGUCCCACAGGAGUGCAGUAUGAUUCUAAGAUGGUGUCUAUUUUCUAACAAACCCUUGUCUUAUCUACACUCAUGUCACUUUAACCCCUGUAUCACAACUCAACUUUGAAUUCUAUGUGUCGUUUUGCUCAGAAAUGCUUCAGACUUGAGAAAGGGAGGUUCUCCCGAAAGCUUGUCAUUAAAAAAUUCUGUUAGUCCAAUAAAAAAGGUAUUACAAGAUAAGAAUUUUAUCUGUUUUUUACAUCUAUAUAUAUAUAUAUAUAUAUAUAUAUAUAUAUAUAUAUAUAUAUAUAUAUAUAUAGAUAGAUAGAUAUAUAUAUAGAUAUAUAUAUAUAUUAUUACAGUGGAUUUUCCCUAGGUCAGCUCAUUUAGGAAGAUCUAAUUUUAAGAAGUAAGUUCAUUUUAUAUUAAAUACUUUGUUGAUUAAUAUUUGAAUUCUUGUUUAUCAGAUUCCUUGCUGCGGAGAUUGCGUGUGGACUCCAAUAUCUCCACCAACACGACAUUGUGCAUCGGUAAACACAUCUUCGUUAAACGAUAUAUUAAUAAGCUUGCUCUCUCUACACUGUGCUGUCCUUUUUUUACCCAUAUUGUUUAGCUACAUUUUUACCUUUCUCUCAGGUGAGUUAAGAUUUUUUGCUCAUAGACUUCAGCUGUAAGAGGGCAUUUUACAAACCGUUUCAACUUAACACUAAGAAGAGGCUUUUUACUUACGUUUGAGAAAAACAUUUACUUGUGUUGGGCAGAGCAGAAAAAAGGAAGGGCAGGAUAAGAAAGAAAGAAGCAGAAUGGUCAUUUCUAGUCCAACUGAUUAAGAGAAAUGUAGAAAACUGCAUUCAUUAAAACUAAAUUACAAAAUCCUUUUUUAAAUUGUCUCCUAAAUUCAGGUAUAAGCAGCCUGUUUCAUUUCUCUGUGAAUUGAUGGGGCAUUAUUUCAUUGAUUGGCUAUAGCUCAUAAAUAGAUUUGUACACACUUCCAGAAUUUUACUAUUAGUAAGCCAUGUAAACGACCUGUUUCAUGACAGAUCUUCAAAAAACUAUAAAUCUUAUGAUAUUUCUCUCUACAGAGACAUAAAGCCAAGGAACAUAAUGCUGGAUGAAGCGGGUCACAUCAGGAUAGGCGACUUUGGACUGGCGCUGGAGAUGCACGGCAAGAGGACAGCAAAGGGUUACGCAGGCACUGUAGAUUAUAUGGCUCCAGAGGUAGGAUAGACCAUGGCUACUGUUUGGGUUUGAGGCUACAUGACUUGAUCAUAUUACAUCUCACCAAGAGCAACAAUCACUCUGUAGCUAAACAGAUCUUUAUAGCUAUGAAGAUGAAGAACUAGAAUUCAACAUUUUAUCAAUGUAAACACAAUGUCUGAACACUACUUCAGACAACAGGGCGCCACAGCCACUAUAAAUAUAUAUUACUGAAAAUAGGAGAUUCCCAUAAAUGAAAAACAAUCGGUGGAAAUACAAAGUCCACUUUAUUGCAUAUAAAGAACAAUAGUACACAAUAGUGCAACAAGCACAAUGUAUAUAAAAUAAUAUCAAAAAUAAGUACACAGCCAAAUUGGCCAAGAGCCCCUAAGGGUAGCAGCUAUAAACAUACAAGUAACUACACUGAUAGUAAAAGUGCAAAGUGCUAAAGUGCAAGGGUGCAGGGUACUGAUAAUACUGCUCCACAAACCAAAAACAGCACAGUGCAUACAAUAUAGGAUGGAAUGCAAAUAGAGUACAUGUAGAGUGUACAGCAAGCUCCUGAGGAAGUCGACAUCGUAAGCAUUAGAGUAUUUUCGAGUAUAGGUAGCAUUCUUUCUCUACAUGUACUCUAUUUGCAUUCCAUCCUAUAUUGUAUGCACUGUGCUGUUUUUGGUUUGUGGAGCAGUAUUAUCAGUACCCUGCACCCUUGCACUUUAGCACUUUGCACUUUUACUAUCGGUGUAGUUACUUGUAUGUUUAUAGCUGCUACCCUUAGGGGCUCUUGGCCAAUUUGGCUGUGUACUUAUUUUUUAUAUUAUUUUAUAUACACUGUGCUUGUUGCACUAUUGUGUACUAUUGUUCUUUAUAUGCAAUAAAGUGGACUUUGUAUUUCCACCAAUUGUUUUUCAUUUAUGGGAAUCUCCUAUUUUCAGUAAUAUAUAUUUAUAGUGGCUGUGGCGCCCUGUUGUCUGGAGUAGUGUUCAGACAUUGUGUUUAUUUUGUAUAGAGGUUGGGAGUGACCUCGUGACAGUGGCUUGCCUACACUAGCUUUGUGACCUAUUAUCACCUUCACCACCCACACAUUUAUCUUUUGUUUUGUUUUUUAUCAAUGUUCAUGUUAUUCUCCUCUGUAAUAAGAUAUCAUAGUUGAUAUUAUAAUAAGCAUGGGUUAACAUCUUUAUUUAUUAUGGCUGAUGGCAACAGUGCUUGGCUAGGUCCUCCAAACUUUAAAGACAAUUCUUUAAAAUUGAAAAACACCUUCAGUGAUUGUCUAUACUGUCCCAACCAGUCAUAUUGCUCCGAAUCAUUGCACAUUUGUAGUGAAAUAUAUAUUUUUUAUAAGUUGCCUAUUCUAAUAGGCAGACGAUGAGAAUAGCAUUAUAUUUGACAGUAAUACUUUCUUUCCUGUAAGGAAACACUUGACUUAACAUUUCUGAAAUUAUGUUGGCAGAUGCGGAAAGGAAGAAAAUAUAAUGCUGCAGUAGAUUGGUGGGCCUAUGGUCUAAUCCUUCAUAAGCUGGCCAAGAGAGCAUUUCCAAAAAAUCCAAAUGCUGCCCAAACAAUGCUUCAUGACACCACAGAUCACCCUGAGUGUCAAAGAAAACAGGUCAAAGAUCUCGUGAAAAAGGUGUGUAUGAUCCGGCAGUCUAAAUUAAUGUCCUGAAAAAGAGAACAUUUAUUUAUAGAAAACUAUUAACAAAGAGUGACACGGAAUGCCCAUAAAUGACAAUGGUGUCUAUAUAUGGUAAUAUCGAAAAAAAGAUAAAAGAUAUAUUAAUUCAGUCAAAUGCUUAUAGCUCAUACCAGCUUAAAGUCAUAUAAGACAGGAUAAUAUUUAAGGAGGGGAUUUCAGGGAAUUAAAUAUAUACACAAUAAAACAAUCAAGAACACAGUGAUAAAAUGACUAAAACUAGAGAGAAUCGGGAACUGAUUCUGGGUUAGGUAGUUUCUCCUAUUGAGAACAGGAAAACCUUAAACAUUGCAUUCAACAUAUGAAGUCGAGUGGAGAUAAAAGCGACUGUACUAGUAAUAAUCUUGCACCUUUGAUUCUUAGAAUGUCCCUUUAACCUUGUGAUACUGCAUACAGAUUUACAGAUAUCUAUAUUGUGUUUGCAUGUGUUUUAGUCAAUGAACAAAGGCAGUGGCAGUUUUAUUGUUGACAUUCUACUCUUCCAUUUGCAGCUCCUGUGCAAAAAUCCAUCUCAGCGCUUGGGGGCAGCUAGCAGCAUCCAAUUCCAUCCUUUCUUCCAGUCCAUUGACUGGGAUGACCUGGAGGCUGGCAGGCUAGAUCCCCCCUUUGUGCUAAGAACAGUAAGUAUACGGAAACUUCAAAUAGAGACCAGAAAAAUCAAUGUAACAAAAUGAGUGACUAGUUUAUGAAAAGAUAAGAGAGACGAUCAAAGUGCUAAUAUGGUGUGACCGUGGAUUACUGGUUGUGAUUGGGACUAUGUAUAUCGGAGUAGUUUGGGGUAAUUAGCCCAGAAACACAAACAAUAUCUAAACUUGGCAGCACUGCAAGCUCCAAAGUGUCCUCUCCAGCCAUAUCCAUACACCUCUGCCCCUGUCCCUAACCAAACAGUUGUGCCUGUCCCUUUGUACCCAACUAUCUUAAAAAACCUCAUAGGAAAGCACGGUGUGGAAGUCCUAAUGCUGGGGUGGGGCUCACCGUUAAUCCACAUUAGGUUCCCAGAUCACACUGAGGUUGAAGAAAGAGGAGCCCGAACCAGCACCCAGAGACCGUAGCGCUGGAAUCAGAUAAGCGGUUAAAAGGUUUUUUAGGCCUUUCAUGUCCUGGGUGCAGUGUAAGCAUAGGGAGAGUGUAGUGUUAGGAAAACAGUUUUGCAUUCCUAACACUAUAGUGUUCCUUGAAACAAUCUAGCCUUUAAUUUUUCCUUUUGUUCAUUGCCACUAUGGCUAGAUCACUGUGAUAAUAGGAAAAUUACACCAGUUUAUACAUUUAGCUUUUGGCAUUCUGCAAUCUCCCCCCGCCAUCUUUUACAUCCAUAUUGGUGUUCUUAUACUGCUUUCUAGGAAUGGUAACACUUAUUGGAUGUGUUCUUGUACAAUGUGUAAAUACUACAGUAACUUCUUAUGUCUUCUCUUUAUAGCCACCACUGGAGAGCUUAAUAUCACGAGUAAUACAGGAGACCCUAACAUCUCGAUACGAAGCAUUUACGCCAUCUAUUCCACCAGAGCAGCAGCAGUUUCUUGGAUUUUCUUUUAACACCCUCUCCUAG
This is a messenger RNA of Pelobates cultripes (western spadefoot toad), 11982 nucleotides long. The record is from the annotation of a GenBank genome assembly. Lineage: Eukaryota; Metazoa; Chordata; Amphibia; Anura; Pelobatidae.